Molecule: messenger RNA, 1637 nt
Organism: Sinocyclocheilus anshuiensis
Lineage: Eukaryota; Metazoa; Chordata; Actinopteri; Cypriniformes; Cyprinidae
Product: mediator of RNA polymerase II transcription subunit 10
Exons: 4
Coding region: 409-813 (134 amino acids)
Biological process (GO): regulation of transcription by RNA polymerase II
Cellular component (GO): mediator complex
Molecular function (GO): transcription coregulator activity
Source: RefSeq, a predicted model, not a curated record
UUGCCCUAAUGUUUAGCGGGGAGGGGAUCGAGCUUCUCAUGCAUCAGCUGGCAAUGAAUCAAUACACCCACUUCUCUCAAACCUCGUACUGAAAAGGUCAAUGCAUCAGCAGUUCACAUGAGUAUGUGUAAAAUCGUUCGUGUUUGAACGAGCCAUCAUCCAAUGCAUAGGUUGUUUUCCAACAGUGACUUUGCAGCAUUUCGAAACGCUUUACAGCACAACGAAGAAUUCCGUUACCAGGGUAACAGUCCAUUCUCGCACGCUAUUGGGUGAAACGCAGCCGGAAAGCUGUUCGCUGUCAUGGAAGCUGCGUUGGUUGAACAGAUGUCCGUCUUUUGUUAAUGCUUUUCUAGUUUUAUCCCAAUUAAAUCAAUCGUACGCUUACCUUUAUGUAAAAUACAGCACGCCAUGGCGGAAAAGUUUGAUAAUCUCGAAGAACACCUCGAGAAAUUCGUCGAAAACAUACGACAGCUUGGGAUUAUUGUCAGCGAUUUCCAGCCCAGCAGUCAGACAGGACUCAACCAGAAACUGAACUUUAUGAUCACAGGACUGCAGGACAUUGAGAAAUGCCGACAGCAGCUUCAUGAUAUCAACGUACCGUUGGAAGUGUUCGAGUAUAUUGAUCAGGGUCGUAACCCUCAACUCUACACAAAGGAGUGCUUAGAAAGAGCUUUGGCUAAAAAUGAGCAGGUCAAAGGAAAGAUUGACACAUUGACUAAAUUUAAAAGCCUCCUCAUUUCUGAGCUGGGCAAGGUUUUUCCUGAAGAGAUGGCUAAAUAUAAGGCUAUUCAUGGAGAUGACCCUCCUUCAUGAGUUAGCAGUGCCACAACACUUAAAACGCAAGAUGUACAUAUGUUGAUAUUAAUAUAACAUGUUUUUUUAAGGUUGAAUUCAUCAGUGAAAUAUGCAAAUUUUUACAGCUUUUUCAUCUUUGUAUUUGCCUUUGUAAUUCACAAGAUUAUGGAUUAAAAACUGCGGGAUAUUUUGGGACAUCCUUGAAACAGUGCAAAGCUUUUAUUCCUCAUGCAUUGUAAUUUUCGCAGCAUAAAUUACAUUUUUUUCAUUGAAUAAAUGAUUAUUUUGUGUAAUGACAACCACCAUUCUUUUUGGUUAUAUCAACCACUUUGUUUCUGAUAUGAAUGUAGAAUUGUGUCAGUAAGCUGUUUAUACAGCCUUUCUCAGGUGUUUUUUGGUUGGAUUGGUUCCAGUGGCCUCAAGUUACUUCCUGCCAUGCCCUCUUUUGCCCUGCCUUGUAAUCUCACACUACUUGUCUGGUGCUGUGAUGGAAUUGAUUCGUAAGCGUCCUCCUUUAACCACAUGAAAUUAUUCAUGAUGAGUCCUGCAGCUGAACUGAGAACCAACAGUGAGACUUUAGUAAACUCUAGUUGACAAUUUAAGGAUGACAAGCUCAUGAAAACUCAGACGUUCUUCAUGAAUGUCUCUCUGAACAGUGAAAGAUAGGUCCUUAGCAAUGGUAAAGCUUUGUACUUGGUUAACAAAGACUGGAGGUUUAACUAUUUGUGUCUGAAAUACCUUUGGACCAAUCGAUGGAGGGUUUUAUAACACUUUUGUAAGGCUAAAAUCUUUAAAAAACUGGUCAAACUGAACAUCUGCUCAAUGAUUAGUCACUUCCCUCU